Molecule: messenger RNA, 1746 nt
Organism: Cladophialophora bantiana CBS 173.52
Lineage: Eukaryota; Fungi; Ascomycota; Eurotiomycetes; Chaetothyriales; Herpotrichiellaceae
Exons: 3
Coding region: 1-1746 (581 amino acids)
Biological process (GO): protein polyubiquitination; protein peptidyl-prolyl isomerization
Cellular component (GO): catalytic step 2 spliceosome
Molecular function (GO): ubiquitin-ubiquitin ligase activity; peptidyl-prolyl cis-trans isomerase activity
Source: RefSeq, a predicted model, not a curated record
AUGGGGAAAGGGACCGAUAAACUCUACAUCACUCACUCCGAAUGGGCCUCUUCCGACGCCUACUCAGCCAGCGCAGGCGCCGGCGUGCGUACUGACACCUCCCACCAUGCCGCCUUCAAGAGACUGCCCUUCAACUUUUGCGCUCUAAGCCUGCAGCCUUUCAGCACACCCGUCUGCACGCCCGAGGGCAUCAUAUUUGACCACGAGAACAUCCUUCGCUGGCUGCUGAAACAUGACACGAACCCGACGAAUGGGAAGCCCCUGAAACAGCAGGACCUCAUAAAGCUGAACUUUGCGAAGAAUGACAGCGAUGAAUAUGUCGACCCAGUCACAUUCAAAGUGUUUACGGACAAUACUCACAUCGUUGCGGUCCGUCAUGGCGAUUCGGCGAAUGUAUUCGCAUACGACACCGUCGAGCGAUUGAAUAUCAAGGCCAAGAUGUGGCGCGACUUAGUCUCGGACGAGGAGUUCUCAAGAAAGGAUAUGAUCUCGUUGCAGGAUCCGCAGAACAUUGAGUCACGCAACCUGAGCUCGUUCAAGUACUUGAAAGAUGGGGAAGAUUCAGGAAUCCCUAAGGAGGAAGCGUCGAUCAACACAGCUAGUUUGGGUAGUGCCGCGGACCUGAAAAUAAUGAAGGCGAAACAGGCGGUCGCGAAAGCCAGAGCGGAGCGAGCGAAUGUGCCGUUACAAGAGGACAAAUCCCUGUCAACAUCGAUGUCGAGGAACCCCGUUAAGAAGACUACCUCCACAGCGCAGUCAUCGAAACCAGCACCUUACAAUGCGACCCGGCACACAACCGGCCAAGCCGCAGCCUCCUUCACCUCCACCGGCCUCACACCGCACACCUCCAACGCUCUGGCGACGAUGACUGACGAAGAAUACAUUCUAAAACCCCGGCGCGUCAAACACAAAGGUUAUGUCAGGCUUUCCACCACCCUCGGGCCCCUGACGUUGGAACUCAACCCCGAAUACGCGCCCAAAGCGGUGUGGAACUUCAUCAAACUCGCGCAGAAAGGUUACUACAACGGGAUCAUCUUCCACCGCAACAUCCGCAACUUCAUGAUCCAGUCUGGAGACCCGACGGGGACAGGGCGAGGAGGGACAAGCAUAUGGAGCAAACCCUUCAAUGACGAGCUCGAGGGGCCCCUGAAGCACGAUAAGAGGGGCGUGCUGAGCAUGGCGAACAAAGGUAAGAACACAAACAGUUCGCAAUUCUUCAUUACAUAUCGGCCCGCGGGCCACCUGGACCACAAACACACCAUCUUCGGACGUGUCGUGGAGAAUGACGAUAAUCAAUCGAUGGAAACGCUCAAACGACUCGAAAACGCGCCCGUGGACAGCAGCGAUCGGCCCAAGGAGGAAAUAAAGAUCCUUGAUGCGGUUGUGCUGAUUGAUCCGUUCGAGGAGUUUUGGAAGCAGAAGAACGAGGCCGAGCAGGGCGAGAAGGAGAAAUCGGAAAGAAGGGCUGAAAGAGGUCUAGGAAGAGGUGGUGGUGGUGUGGACGAAGACCGCACGACGUGGACGGGGAAGAGGAUACGAGAUGACGGCACGGUCGAUUCGGGCAGUGCACCCGGACAGGUCGGGAAGUAUCUCAGGGCCUCUGAGUUGGUGAAGCAAGGCAAAAGCAACGACAACGAAGAGGAGGACGAGAUUAUCGAGUUCGUCGAUAAUGUGCCUGAGGAACCAGUGCGGAAAAAGCUGAAAGGGGGAGUGAGAGGCGGGUUUGGGAAUUUCGAUUCAUGGUGA